GUCAUCGCCUACUCCCGUCGUCGCUAUCGCAUCCUGGGGGAGACUCUGGACGUGGCCGUAGGGAACUGCCUGGAUCGCCUGGCCAGGCUGCUGCAGAUCCCCAACGCCCCCAGCCCGGGGUACAACGUGGAGCAGCUGGCAAAGAGGGGGCAAAAGCUGAUCCCACUGCCCUACGUGGUCAAGGGGCUCGACGUGUCCUUCUCGGGGCUCCUCUCGCACCUCCAGGCUGUGACCCCCAAGUUGUUGGAGUCGGGGGCGGCCACACCUGAGGACCUUUGCUUCUCCCUGCAGGAGACAGCGUUCGCCAUGUUGGCUGAGGUGACUGAAAGAGCUUUGGCCCUGACCAGGGCGAAGCACCUGCUGCUCGUGGGGGGAGUGGCCU
Molecule: messenger RNA, 382 nt
Organism: Acanthisitta chloris (rifleman)
Lineage: Eukaryota; Metazoa; Chordata; Aves; Passeriformes; Acanthisittidae
Gene: OSGEP
Product: O-sialoglycoprotein endopeptidase
Exons: 5
Cellular component (GO): EKC/KEOPS complex; cytoplasm
Source: RefSeq, a predicted model, not a curated record